This is a messenger RNA of Porites lobata, 6625 nucleotides long. NCBI's taxonomy places the organism in Eukaryota, Metazoa, Cnidaria, Anthozoa, Scleractinia, Poritidae. The record is from the annotation of a GenBank genome assembly.
AUGGCAAUGGGAGGAGCAACUGGUGGGCGUGUAAUCACGUUUAUGCCACCAACACCACCAGGUACUCCUACUUCACCCACAGUUUUGACUGGAGCCCCAGCUACUGCUGGAACUGGUAAGAGGAGUUUAAGCACUAAAAUACAGGGGUUUCAAAAAGCACCGAUGGCUGACGAAAUGCAUUGGCUACUUUGCUUAUAGAGGUCGGCUACUUUUUUCUAAAAGGAAGAAGCAACUAGUUUGAAUAAGGUUGUAAACAAAAAAUAUAUCAUAAAAUCUGAAUGAAUAAGUGAAUUAUUAUAAUGGAUGUUGUUUUCAUAAAGGCCCACUGAUUACAUGAUGCUUUAGUCAUGUGAAUGCUAUAUUUCAGUCAAGUUUCUUAAAAAAACGCUGUUUUGUCCCCAAAUUUAGUCUCUAGAACACUGAGAAUCGCAUAUUUUUACAAUGUUUUAGGGCUUUGAAAUUUCAAACUUUUCUGGGGCAGAACACGUCCUGAAUCUGAGUUUGAAGCCAUCAUGUUUAUAAUUAAGGUAGUUUUUUUGUUUUGUUUGUUUGUGUUUUGGCCGUUUCAUAAAACUAAUGAAGACAUAUCUCAUUUACCUUUUCUCCAGCAUUUUCAAGUCAAUUUUUAUUUUUUUCAGUCAGCAGUUUUGAUCUUGGAGAGAACCAGAAGAGAUGGGUUGUGAUCGGGAUUUGCUUGAACAAGCUUCUGUUGCCAGUCCUCAAGGAUUUUGUGGCUCAAGAAAUUCCCAAACACUACGCAUCCCUGAAGAGUGCACAUGGAAUUGACACUCAAGUCUAUGGAAGACAUAAGACUCAUGACGGGCCAUCUCAGCUGAACUAUGGAAGCAUCAACAAUAACUGGGGGAAUUUUAAGAAAAAAAUGCGUUCAUAUGAUUACAAAGUUGGAACAGCUGAAGACUUGGCUAAACUUUAUCUUGAGCCACACAUGACCAAGUUUACAGGUAUUGUUAUUAAAACUGAAAACGUUAAUUUUCCCUAAUCGUUUCCCUGGAAGCACAUUUUCAUGCACUACACCAGUACAGGGAGAACCAGAUUGCUCUUUGGGAGUACAGUCGACUAUCCCUUAAUAGACACCUCUAUGAUAAAACGGUCAGUCAUAGCACUCAGUUGUUGUAGUCAGAGUUGCACUCAGCUAGUCAGUUAUUUUUCUUAAAGGAGGAGGAGGGGGUCGCUGAAAGCAAGGGUGGUGCAGUGGGAAGAGCACUUAAUUACCUCCUAACAAUGUGGCCUGAGCUCUCGUCCCGGUGUCAGCGCCUUGAUGUGGUAUUGAGUUUGUUGUUAGUUCUUGCCUUUGCUACAAAAGGUUUUUCUCCAGCCACUCGGAUUUUGUCCUAUCCUUACAUUUAAUUAUUUAAUUAUUUAUUUAUUCUUUGACUCUUUAAUUUUAAAGGUAGACAUUUCCCUCAGACAUUUGGGCAUUAAACUUAAUGCCAAUGCCAGUCCGAAUGUAUCACAGUCACAGUUUUCGUUCAAUCAAAUUGGCAAAUUGCGGGCCAUAUUUUUAAUACGAGGCCAGCUGUAAGACGGAGUCAUGCUUUGAUAUCCAGACGUUUUUGAACUCUCAUAGUCAUUUGUGCUUAAAACUAUUGCCUGUUCUCUGAAAAAAAUAUUUUCUGCGUUGCAUCCAAAUUUGUUAUGUGCUACGCAAAAUAUGAAAAAUAUUUCUCAGUUGGGAAAUCAGAGGCAAGUUUCACGCAAAAAUGUAUCAAUUUGCAGGAUUUGAUAACACAUGUGACCUAUCAGCAGUGCUAGGGAUUCUGGAAAGGGCGUCUGUUUUUCACACUCGUAUCCAAACCAAUGCCAAGGAUGUGCGCUCUAAAGUGCGAAAUGAGUGGGGACACUGCAACUUUGACCACUGGACUGAGCUGGAGUUCCACAACAGUUUUCAACUUAUGGAGACCAUGGUUCGUUCACUCGGGCUGCCAAAGCCUGAUGAAGACAAAGAACUAGAUAAACUGCAUGACUGGGAAAAAAAGGGUGAGUACUUGCCCCUACAGUAAUCUCGUAAGAAGUUGGUUAAACUCAGUUUCACUUGAUGUGACAUUACACUCGCGCAUUUGCUUUGUGGAAAGAAAGGAAGUCUCCAUGAAGUAUUGAAUAUGAGGAAGCGCCUGGACUUCUCUCUUUUAGGUAAUCUGUUCCAGGCAUCCAGAUUGUGGGGACGGUGCAAAGAGAUGUGAGCAGGAAAAACAGAAACGGGGAUCUGUUAUACUAAUUAAGUCUAAGAAAAGGAUCGUUUACGUGUUGUCCAAUUUCAGUUCUAAAAAUUGCGUGUUAAUCUACCUACAAGAAAGCUAUAAAAUUUGCUUCUUAUUUUUUUAUUUUAUUCUUUCUUUGCCCAAUAGUAGAACGUAUCUAUGUAUUCUAAAUUAUCGAUAAAUUACCUCAAGUUCUUCCUCGGGGACUUGAGCAUUUCUUCAUCUGUUUAGUGACUUAUUGAUUAUGGAAAUCUUGAUUUAUAGGUUUGGAUCUAUGUUUGGGCUGCCAUGUGGAUAAAUAUUUGAUGAAGCUUAUCAGUGUUGAAGUUAGCAACCUACAAAAAGAUGUAGACAAUAUAAGGCAAUCCAGUACUGAUGAAGCCAACAAGAUAAGUGCUGCCCUUCAAACUAUCGGAGACGAAAUUGAUAACUUUGACAAGCGAAUAACUCAGAUUGAAAGAAAUCUCGAAGCAGAACGAAAGGAGCGGUUAGAAAAAGAGGAAGCUUUAUCAGAUGCAAUUACAGAUAUUUCAAGCGAUUUAGCAGAAGUAGACCAACGUGUAGAUGUUAAUGAGAGGGACAUUUGUCGGUUAAAAGAUAAGCAAAGUAAUUUAGAGAACACUGUAUCGUCUGUAACUGAAGACAUAGGAAAUUUAAAAAAGGGGCAAAGUCGUUUGAUAGCUAGGGUUGAAGAGCUAGAGAAAAAGAGUUUUAAGACAGCAAAUAUCCAGAUUUUUCAAGUACCUAGCCGCAAUAAUUGCUUUUGUGGUCGCGAUAAGGAACUAGAGGCAAUUGCAGUGCAACUAAAAAAUACCCCGAAUGGUUGUAUUCACUCAGCUGUUUGUGGUCUCGGUGGUGUUGGGAAAACUUCUCUCGCUGUAGAGUUUCUCUGGCAACACCAGGAAAAAUAUCCAGGGGGUAUUUUCUGGAUUUCGGGAGAAGAUAAGUUUUUUCAAAGGUCCGUCAAUGAGAUGGCGCUUCAAAUUGGAACGUUCGAAAACGAUUUUCAUAACUCCUUGUCGAGAACCCUUGAUUGGCUCAGGAAACGCGAAAAACUGUGGUGUUUAGUUGUCGAUAAUCUUGACGAGUUAAAAAUGUCCCCAGAAAUGCGUAAGCUGCUUACUGGUAACUGGAAAUAUAUGGCUCGUGGUCACAUUGUCAUAACAACAAGAAGGGAAGUUUCACAAAUUGGAGAAGCAACAGGAAUUGACGAGCAGUGUUGCAUUGACUUGAAAUGCUUAACAGAAGAAGAAGGCAUUCAGUUCCUACGGCUGCGAACUGGCCGAACAGAUGAGGGAGAAGACAAUGACUUACGUCAACUGGUUAGAGAACUUGGAGGACUGCCUCUAGCUCUUGAUCAAGCUGGGGCCUAUAUACGAAAUGUUAAACAGUCCAUAAAAGAGUAUGUGAAGAAAUACAAGAAGCAGAAGGUGCGUCUCUUGAAAAAGACAAAAGCCAGAAAUUUUGUGGAAAACACCUCUUCCGAGCGGCUAGCUGUCCACACAACAUGGAUGUUGAAUUUCGUUCACAUCAGUCGCAUCUCAGAAGAGAUGGAACUUGGAGAAGCUCCCACUCUGUUUAUGCAAGUUUCUGCUUUUUAUGGCCCAGAUGACAUUCCAUACGAAUUGAUCAAUGAAGGGCUACUGGAGGAAGGCAGUUCUGUGGAGGAUAAUGGUAUGUGGGAUGAGGCUGAAAUAGUGUCUCUUCUAACUAAGUUUUCUCUGUUUCAGAGAUACGGUAUAGACUCUUUCAGUGUUCAUCGUUUAGUGCAAGAAGUGAUUCGAAGUGAGCUAGAAAAAGAACAAACUCAGUUCAAUGUUCUCUCACGUGCAGUACGGGUCCUUCACCACGCGCUGAAACAUACUCGGUCGCCGGCUGAAGUGUGCGAAAGUUUCGUUGAAGAUGCUGUUUUUAGUGUCGAGAAUCCCCCUUCGUUGCAGUUAUGGGCCAAAUUGGCCUCGCAUGCUACCUAUUUGCAGGAGCAUUUGUCCAACUUUUCAGUGAAACAUAAAGCAGUAGCCCAUACUUUGCUCUAUAAAGAGGAAACCGUGCGUGUUUUUAACGAAGCUGGAAUCUUUCUCAGUGUGUCUCAAGAGAAAGUCAAAGCUCAGGAAGUACAGAGACUUAAACUCGAAUUCCUAGUGAACCUAACGAAGUCCGCAGACGACUAUAGCGCAAAAGUGCCCAGCUAUUUUAUUGAUAUCCCAUUAAAGGACAGGGACUGCAAGCUGAUAUCCCACUGCAUGAGACAACCGGCCUCGGACGGCGAUCCCAAAGAUGAAGCAAAUUCUGUUAAAAAAGAAAGGGAGGAAAAGGUUGACGAGCUCAGAGGGCAAGGAAAUUUUGCAGUAAAAAAUGAAAGAUACGAAGAGGCGAUUAAUCUUUACUCCAGCGCCAUUGGUUUGACUUCCCAUGACCAUCGACUCUUCGCCAACCGCGCUCUCUGCUAUUUGAAACUUAGCCAACCACAACAAGCUUUAGAUGACUGUGAAAAGUGCCUCUUAUUAUGUCCCCGUUUCAGCAAGGCAUUGCAACGCAAGGCUUGGGCUCUCCAAAAACUUGUUGAAAAUGGUUCAUCGCACCUUGAAGGACAAAAGUUGGCUGCACUGGCACUAGCUAUCCAAAAUGAUCCCAGUCUUGGCAACGAGAAAGGGUUUUGGGAAAAGUUUCCAGGAGUAAACGCGCCGUUCAGAGUAAUAGAUAAUGAAACGCAGUUGACGUUUGCUUUAAUGACGGCACAAGGUACUCUGCUCCUGAAGGAAGGUGUUUAUAAUUUAAAGCGCUUCGUUAUCUUCAAUGAUUUCCAAAUUGUAGGUCUUGGGAAAGAAGUCGUCUUAAGUUGUACAGAAUGCUGUCUUAUUUCCUCUGCUAAGUGUUAUUUUGAGAAUAUUGUGUUCCCUAAAGGAAGCAUUGGCAUAGUUUGCAAAGGCAAAGAAUCGGCUAUUCAUUUGAAGCAUUGUCAAAUUUCAGGAGGUUCAACUAGUUGUGAGGACUUUCCAGAAUGCAAUGGUGGUGAAGGAUGUAUAGCGGUCUCUUUAGGAAAACCUGCUUGUGAUCGCUCUGGUAAGUUUGGAUUUUCAGAAUUGAAGUCUGGUGUUAGCGGUUAUCCUGGAGUUCAAAUUUUUGAUGAGAGCAAAGCUCUCAUUGAAGACUGUGCAAUUCAUCACUGUGGCGGUGGUGGCGCUCUAGUCGCUGGCAAGGGCUCUCGCAUGGCAGUCAUUAAAUGUGAGGUGUACAAGAACCACCAAGCCGGUCUAGAGGCAAGAGAAGGUGGAAAUCUUUCUGCCUCUCAAAACAAGAUAUUUGAUAGUGGUUUCCAUGGUGUCCUUAUCGGUCCGAAUGCAGGAGAAUGCCUUAUCACUGGGAACAAGAUAUUCGAAAAUGCAAGAGAGGGAAUUUAUGCCUGUAGCAACGAGAAUACAAUAGAAAUAUCCGAAAAUGAUGUACACCACAAUAGGCCCUUUGGUCUUUCGCUGGAUAGAAAUUCUCACCUUGUGAUCAGAGAUAACAAGAUAUUCGAGAAUGGAUUCUGGGGAAUCUUGGCAAAAUCGCGAACUUCAGCCGUGAUAAAAGAAAAUAUCAUUUCUGGCAACAAAUGUGGCGGGAUUUUCAUUGGUGUUAAUUAUUCCGCACGGGUUCAUUUGGAAUCAAACACAGUGCGAGACCAUGGUGGCCCGUGGUUAGAGUAUCAACAGGGUAGUAUUCCCAUUGAUACUACCUUACUUGAGAAAGACUCGUCUUUUCUAGGUCUCUCGUCUUUUCUAGGUCUUCCUCCUGGGGAAAAACAGUUUUAUACCAACCCACCCAUCCUAGUCCGAAACAAGGAAUAUAACAACGAAGAAGGUAUGUAUCACCCUAAAGAGGUAAUCGAGCGGUUUUACAAUGGUUGCACUUUUUGUCGUCGCUCACGAAGUGAAGUAAGUCGCCUCAUAAAGUGUCCUACUUGUCAUAUUGCCUCGUAUUGCGGCAGAGAAUGCAGAGAAAAACAUUUGGCCACUCAUAACACACUAUGUAGCGCCUUGAGAAGUCGUUAUUCUGUAACGGUCAAAACCUUUUCACAAUUAAAUCCAGAGCAAGCUCAAAUUCGAACAUUUGGGACUCAUUUAAAAGGUAUUGGAAAAGGACCUAAACCCAAAUGUGACGGUACGGAAAAAUUCAUCGUCAAGAUUCAAACGCAGAAUCUUAAUAGCCACCCGUUCCAAUUGCUGGUUGUGUACGACAAAAGCCUUACACUAGAUUAUACAAUCCAAAGUCCGGAAAUCUUUAGCGUGAUAAUGGAAUGCGGAGUUCUUGGGAUGUUACACAAAUUUACAAGCAAAAAAGUUUUUUUCUGGGCCACGUUCGCUAAGAGAGAAGAGAAAAUGACAGUUUUUCUUGAUCAUCUUGCUCCUUAUCAAGAAUGGUAA